CAGAUCCUCGUCCCAGUUUCACGUCGACUGCCUUGCACUACUACGAAUUCGAUCCCAACGUAGGAAACGAUAACACGCCAAGUCCCUCAACGUUAACCCGCUAGCCAUGGACGUAGACUCUCCGGUGCCUUCUGAGUUGGUCCCCGAGGUCAUGGCCGACCUCGCACCGCCUCUCCCCGAAAGUGGGUACCCGCAUAAGCGGAAACGCAGCAGAUCAGACGGCAUCCCGGCCAACUCCUUCAACAAGCGCCCGGAAAAUGGCGCCCUACCAGCUACGAAUGGAUCAGAAAUCGACGUCAUUCCUCAGCACGCCCCGCAAUGGCAGCAGACGAUCGAGCAAUCCAUCCUAUCCAUUGUCAGUAUUCGAUUUUCCCAGGUCGCUUCUUUUGACACUGACGGGACAGAUAGCUCCGAGGCUUCCGGGUUCGUGGUCGAUGCGACAAGAGGGUUGAUCUUAACGAACAGACACGUCGCUUGUGCAGGUCCCUUCUUUGGUGAAGCUGUGUUCCAUGAUCAUGAGGAGGUGGACGUGUUUCCAGUGUACAGGGACCCAGUGCAUGAUUUCGGAAUCCUCAAAUUUGACCCAAGGAAAAUUCGGUACAUGCAAGUCCGGGAAGUCGAACUAGCUCCGCAUUUAGCGCGGGUCGGUCUGGACAUCCGAGUGGUUGGAAAUGACGCUGGAGAGAAACUCAGCAUUUUGGCUGGAUCGAUAUCGCGACUGGACCGAAAUGCGCCAGAAUACGGAGAAAUGACGUACAACGACUUCAAUACCUUCUAUCUCCAAGCUGCGUCUAGCACUAGUGGAGGGUCUUCGGGGUCGCCUGUGCUGAAUAUUGAGGGCAAAGCAGUGGCUUUGCAAGCGGGCGGUCAUAUGCGGGCCGCCACCGACUUCUUCUUCCCAUUAGAUCGGGUGGCGCGCGCCUUGAAAUUCAUCCAGGAAGGGAGAGCAGUUCCAAGGGGUACUAUCCAAACGCAAUUCAUGCACCGACCAUUCGAUGAAGUUCGGCGGCUAGGAUUGAAACAGGAAACAGAAGCAUUCGUGCGCAAAACCUUCCCGAAGGAGGUUGGAAUGCUUGUGGCGGAAACGGUGGUCCCCAAGGGCCCAGCGUCGGCAGUAUUGGAGGAAGGAGAUAUACUCCUCAGUGUAAACGGCGUACAUAUUACCAAGUUUGUGCCUCUGGAGUCCAUUCUCGAUGACAGUGUUGGGAAGGCGAUCACAGUUGUCAUUCAGCGUGGCGGUGUAGACAUGGAGUUUACUAUCACGGUGCAGGAUCUGCAUACCAUCACCCCAGAUCGGUAUCUCGAAGUUGGGGGAGCUAAGCUAAACGAUGUCUCGUACCAGCUGGCGCGUCAAUUUUGUGUUCCGGUGGAGGGUGUCUAUGUGGCGGAGCCAUCCGGCAUGUUCCGGUUAGACGGAGCCGACCAAGGGUGGAUCAUCAGUUCAAUCGACACGAGGCCGACACCGAACUUGGACGCCUUCAUUGAAGCAUUCAAAAACAUCCCAGAUCGCGAGCGCAUUCCUGUGGAGUACUACUCUAUUCUGGAUGUCCACACUAAGAGUGUGGCGAUCGUUGACGCUGAGAGACACUGGAGCGGCUUCAGACUUGCAGUCAGAAAUGAUAAAACCGGUUUCUGGGAUUACACUAAACUGCCGGAGGGGCCAGCUCCCAAAGUCUGGAAACCCAUUACCGCUACGUUUGCCACUCUCGACCAGAGCCUCGGAGUAUCCGCAACUCUGUUCCAUUCAUUGGUAAAGGUCAGCAUCUACAUUCCGUGUCGUAUUGAGGGGUUCCCGAAGUCCAGGAAAAUGGGGGCUGGUCUUGUGCUAGAUGCCGAGAAAGGACUUGUUGUUGUUGGUCGUAGCGUCGUCCCAUACACUUUGGGGGACAUUAUGCUCACAUUUGCGGACUCCAUCAUCAUUCCCGGAAAAGCCAUUUUCCUCCACCCCAUCAACAAUUUCGCCAUCAUUCAGUACGAUCCCAGCCUUCUUGGCGCAACACCUGUUAAGAGUGCCCCUGUCAGUGACGUCAAGCUUGGCCAAGGGCAUCGCGUCACUCUCAUCGCACUGAAUCACAAUCAGAGGCCCGUCGGCGUUGAGACGACAGUCACGGACAUAACAGCUGUGACGAUUCCUUAUUCCGGCACCCCGCGUUUCAGAGCCAUCAACUUCGAUGCCAUAACGUUGGACACACCCUUGGCUCAGCAAUGUUCUGCUGGAGUUUUGGCGGACUCGAAAGGAAAGGUGCAGGGAAUCUGGUUGAGCUUCCUUGGCGAGCAUACAACGUCGGGACAUGACCAGGAGUAUCAUCUCGGCUUCGACAUCAACUCUGUCAUCCCCAUCCUUCGAAAGCUACAGGCCGGUGGUGUUCCCCGUCUUCGUGGACUGGCCAUCGAAGUGACGCCUGUGCAAAUGUCGCAAGCACGGCAUAUGGGUUUGAGUGACGAAUGGGUCCACCGAGUCCAGGAAGCGAACAAGGAGAGGCGUCAGCUGUUCCUCAUUCGUCGUACGGAAAAUGAGAGCGCCACGUCUCGUGUUCUCAAAGAUCUGGACGUCAUUCUCAGCGUUUCGGGCAAAGUGGUUACACGCGUCCAAGAGUUGGAGCUGUCCGAAGAGUGGCCCGAGGAAGUUGAUAUGGUCAUUUUGCGGAACAAGACGGAGAUGAGCAUUAGGGUUCCCACAACCGAAUUCGACAACGAAGGUGUCAAGCGGGUUGUCUUCUGGGCAGGCGCGGUUCUCCACGAACCCCACCGUGCUUGUCUGCAGCAGUCGCGAAGUCUACCUUCUAAGAUCUACGUUUCAAGCCGAUCCAAAGGAAGUCCUGCAUACAUGUAUGGCAUUACCACCACGCACUGGAUUGUCGCCGUCAACGGGCAGAGCGUUACCACGCUCGAUGACUUCGUCGACGCCGUGCGCGGUCUGAAGGAUGGUGAAUACGUCCGUGUCAAAUGCAUCAGCUUCGAUCUUGUUCCAUGUGUCUUGAGCGUCAAGUUGUGUCUGCACUACUGGCCCACAUCUGAGAUCGUCCGAGACCCGGAAGCGAACUCCGGAUGGAAGAAGAACGUCAUCGAAUGAAAGAAGGCAACGACUCACGAGGUUGUCUAACCCGCGCACAACUCUCCGCUCCGCCAAUUGUAAAAAGCAUCAUCCUGAAGCUUAGAGGAACCCAUUCCUGACUAGUCACAAUCACAUAGCCCAAAGCCAAACCCUGCAACCACACCCCUCUGUAUAUUUUACCAGCCAUAUCUCCACGAGUCACACAUUAAGAUAGUGUAUUUAAUCAUCAUUUUGUUUCUUGGGGACGUUUGGCCGCUUGUCG
Messenger RNA from Fimicolochytrium jonesii, 3317 nucleotides. Its product is annotated as trypsin-like cysteine/serine peptidase domain-containing protein. Gene Ontology annotation, molecular function: protein binding; serine-type endopeptidase activity. The transcript has 8 exons. The coding region runs from base 107 to 3073 and encodes 988 amino acids. Gene Ontology annotation, biological process: proteolysis. NCBI's taxonomy places the organism in Eukaryota, Fungi, Chytridiomycota, Chytridiomycetes, Spizellomycetales, Powellomycetaceae. The record is from RefSeq and is a predicted model, not a curated record.